Triticum urartu is the source of this 1265-nucleotide messenger RNA. Its product is annotated as short-chain dehydrogenase/reductase 1. Gene Ontology annotation, cellular component: membrane. The record is from RefSeq and is a predicted model, not a curated record. NCBI's taxonomy places the organism in Eukaryota, Viridiplantae, Streptophyta, Magnoliopsida, Poales, Poaceae.
UUGCAGUACGAAGAAGGUGCAGCUAACGACCAUCAGAAACUCCAAGGCUGCAGACUCCAUAGCUCACACAGUCCUCGACACGCCGCAACGCGUCGGAGGGGAAAGAUCAAGAUGGAGGCAGCCACCUCGAAUCCGUCGAGCAAGAGGAUCGCCCUGGUCAGCGGAGGGAACAAAGGGAUCGGGCUGGAGACGUGUAGGCAGCUCGCGUCCAAGGGGCUCAAGGUCCUGCUGACGGCGAGGAACGAGGCGAGGGGGCUGGAGGCGGUCGAAGGCGUCAGGCGCUCCGGUGCUGACGUCGUCUUCCAUCAGCUGGAUGUCACCGACCCUGACAGCGUCGCCCGACUGGCGGAUUUCGUCAGGGAUCAGUUCGGGAAGCUCGAUAUCCUGAUUAACAAUGCAGGCAUUUCAGGUGUUGAUCGAGAUCCAGUUCUGUUUGCACAAGUUCAGGAACAGGUUGAAAGCAUGGAUGUAGAUCAAAGAGUUCAAUGGAUGAAAGAAAAUUCUAAGGAGACAUAUGAGGAAGCAAAAGAAUGCAUGAGAACAAACUACUAUGGGGCAAAGCUUGUCACGGAGGCACUACUGCCUCUUCUUCAGUUGUCCUCCUCUGGGAGAAUUGUCAAUGUCUCAUCAGGCUUUUCACUGCUAAGGAACUUCAACAGCGAAGAACUGAAGAAGGAAUUCGACGACAUUGACAACCUUACUGAAAAGAGACUAGAGGAGCUUCUGGAUCUAUUCCUGGAAGACUUCAAUGCCAACUUGAUAGAGGCACAUGGGUGGCCGACCGGUGGCUCGUCGGCCUACAAAGUCGCCAAAGCUGCCCUGAAUGCAUACACGAGGAUCCUUGCCAAGAGGUUCCCCGCGAUGCGCAUCAACUGUUUGACGCCUGGUUUUGUCAAGAGCGACAUGUCCAUGCACAUGGGAGAGUUGACGCUCGAGGAGGGCGCUAGCAACCUGGUGAAGGUCGCUCUCUUGCCCGACGAUGGCCCGAAUGGUGCUUAUUUUGAUAGGGAUGGCGUGGCGUCGUUUGUGUGAUUGUUUCGUACGUGUAAUGGUUUCGUCCGGUUUUACUUUCAAAAUAUCAACGUCGUUUGUGUAACAGUAGUUGUCAAUAAACAGUGUGCAGUUUAACCUGUGCUGUGCACUCAAAUGGACAUGCGUGUGUGUAUCAUCCAUAUUGGUCGAUGAGGUCUAUCGAUCUUGUGGGUAUGUGUAGGGUCAAACAAUGCGACAACACACACGUAUGACGUAUGGGUGUUGCUGGCUGA